Messenger RNA from Anguilla rostrata (American eel), 8511 nucleotides. Its product is annotated as Krueppel-like factor 7. Gene Ontology annotation, molecular function: RNA polymerase II cis-regulatory region sequence-specific DNA binding; DNA-binding transcription factor activity, RNA polymerase II-specific. The record is from RefSeq and is a predicted model, not a curated record. The transcript has 4 exons. Gene Ontology annotation, biological process: regulation of transcription by RNA polymerase II. NCBI's taxonomy places the organism in Eukaryota, Metazoa, Chordata, Actinopteri, Anguilliformes, Anguillidae. Bases 454 to 1329 code for a protein of 291 amino acids.
GGCUCGCUCCGCGCAGUAGACAGCUAGCCUCGCUACUUGCCUGCUGAAGCAGAGCGGCCAAAAAAAAAACACAACCUGGAAUUUAAAGAGCAAAGAUAGCAAUCUGGCAAUGCGGAAAUAGAUGGACGUUUCAUGUCACCGAGCUUGCAUCCCACUCUUGGACUGAAGACCUAAGCGUUCACACCAGAGAACGGGAUUGCAAUUUAGUGGCAUAUUAUCUAAGUACAGUUUUUUUUCUUAUCUUUAUACUGUUCACAUCUGUUUAUUUUGGUACAUAUGUAUAUUGUUCCUUACCGGAGCUCAGCGGGAACGGAUUUGAAGGGAUUUUCUUGUUCCACUCAUUAAAACAAAAGUGGGCUAUAGUUUUUUUUUCUUUUUGUUGUUGUUGAUGUUGUUUUUGUUUUUUAUUUUUUUCGGUGGAUCAAAGUAAAUUGUUCCGUGCCGCGCAUCACCAUGGACGUGCUGGCGAAUUACAGUAUUUUUCAGGAACUCCAGCUCGUGCACGACACCGGCUACUUCUCUGCGAUGCCUUCCCUGGAAGAGAACUGGCAGCAGACCUGCCUGGAGCUGGAGCGCUACCUGCAGACGGAGCCCAAGCGGCUGUCUGAGCUCUUCGACGAGGAGCUGGACUGCCUGCUGACCCCCGCCUUCCUGAAGGGCGACGGCGAGGACGACGACGACGACCUGGCGGACCCCCUCCUGCCCGGCCUCAGCCCCCCGCUGCCGCUGCUCGCCAAGCCCGCCCCCCCCGCGCCCGCCAGGACCCCCGCCGACCCCGGCGCCAAGGAGGGCGCGGUCGGGGGCGGAGCCAGCGCCGCCCAGCUGAGCGCCGCCGUCACCUCCCUGACCCCGCCCUCGUCCCCGGAGCUGGGCCGCCACCUGGCCAAGCCCGCCGCGCACACGCUCACCGCCGCCGCCGACGGCACGCUCACGCUCAAGCUGGUGGCCCGCAAGACGGGCGGGCCGGCCGCCGCCAACGCGCUGCUCUCCCUGGCCAGCAGGGGGCAGCAGGGCGAGGAGUGCAGCGGCGGGUCGCUGCUCGGCGGGGAGAUCCCCGAGAACAAGAAGAGGGUCCACCGCUGCCAGUUCAACGGCUGCAGGAAGGUCUACACCAAGAGCUCACACCUGAAAGCACACCAGAGAACCCACACAGGAGAGAAGCCCUACAAGUGCUCAUGGGAAGGCUGCGAGUGGCGUUUCGCCCGGAGCGACGAGCUGACCAGGCACUACCGCAAACACACCGGUGCCAAGCCCUUCAAAUGCAACCACUGCGACAGGUGCUUCUCCCGGUCCGAUCACCUGGCCCUGCACAUGAAGAGGCACAUCUGAGUCCUCCCCAGCGUGUGCGUCUGCGUGUGUGAGAGAGAAAGAGGGGAGAGAGUGAAAUGAAAGAGAGAGUGAGAGUGCGAGCGAGAGAGAGAGAGAGAUAGACAGAGAGAGAGAGAGAGCGAGAGAGAGAGAAAGAAGGAGGGAACGUGGUGAACGAGAGGAGGAAGAAGAGGGGGGCGAAAAUGAACAACAAUGUCAGCAUUUUGCACGUGUCAUUCAGAAGAGGCCCCCUCUGGAGGCCCCACCCAGGAGCACACUGCCUUUUCCCGGGGCCAAAAUGGCGGCUCGCGGCGGGCGCAGGGCAAGGAGGCCGAGGAAGACGGUGCGAAAAGGAGGCGGAGCCGAAAAAAGGAGGCGGAGCUUUGUGGUUUUUCGUUUUUUUUUAUUUUUAAACGAGACGCGCACUUUCCCCCCCACACGGUCCACCAUCCUGGUCUUCAUCAGCGGGUUUGAUUAGCCAUGCCUUGCCUACUACGCCAGGAGUCAGACACUGCCAAACCGUUUGCCGAUUUCUUCAAAACACUACUCACAGUUUUCCGUUUUUUUAAACCGACCGACCGAUCGACCGACCACCCCCGUGAAACCCGGAGGGAGCUUGGGGAGGAGACGCGCACGCCGAAACAUUUUGCAAACGACUUUUUUUUUGCGGUCGCACGCGAGCCGUCGUUGACAGAAGCGGUGGAAUGAAACUGUCGCUUUCCCUGAAAAACGAUUCCCCCGCUGCGUUUAGGCGUGAAACUGAAUCUGUCAGUUUUCAGGGGGGGGGGUUUUUUCGUCGUCUCCCUGGGUCGUUUCACAAUCCGCAAACAAACUGCAGUUCAGAAAACCGCAAAAAGAAGAAAUACACGGGCAAACACACACGCAUGUGCGUGCAGGAAAGAGCGAUGGAGAUGGCGGUCGGGGGAUAAGAACAUGGCCGCCCUGCUCUUCAGACGCUGGGCAGAAACUUGGUAGUGACGAGCAGGCCCCUGGAGCAAGAAGUGGGGAUUUCUCCUGCUGUCCUCUAGGGCGGCGCUCUACCCUCUCGCCCUCACGCCUGCCCGCCCUCGCAGGCGACCUAACAACUACGCAGCGACACUUUCCUGCUUUUUAAAGACAAAAAACAAAAAACAUUUUUUUCAGUUUCUCUGAGCUGAGAUGUCUUAAGACACACCAGGACUUGCUUCUUUACUUUUUUGUGAGUGAGGACGCACAUGUACGGUAGGGGGGGGUGGGGGGGCUCCCUGCAGGGGGGUGGGGGGCCCUACCUGCCCUGUGCACAAGGGAACUCAGUAGCUGCUGUCCAGCACUGACAGCGAAAGAGAUCUUGGGAAAAAUAAAAAAUAAAACUGAAAUCUGAAAAAAAAAAGGCUUUAUAAUCACAGACCUGAAAUGGAAGGGACAGCUUCUGCUGUUUUUAUUUGUGGAUUUUCAUCUUUCUUUUCUUUUCUUUUCUUUUUUUUUCUUUUUUGCGGGCAAAAUCCAGUACAAAGCAAAACUGUGGAGCGUAAUUUCUCCAGGUCUGAUCCUCAACUUUCAGACCUGAAGUGCUCAACCCGGGAGAAGUUCCACCACGAGUAUGACCCUUCUUCUUCUGGUCGGAAAGGCCAGUUCGUAAUGGGACGGGAUGGGGGUGUUACCUGGUGGUUGUCCCAGGACCCCCACCCCCCUCCUCCCCCCCUGAAAUGGUUGGUGGACGGGACAUCCUUUCAGACUAAGAUGCCCGCCCCCAUUUGGACUCAAAACAAAGGACCAAGUCAGCACAGAGAGACGGUUUCAUGCAUACCUGUUGUCUGCACUGACUUUUUCAAUGUUGUUUCUGCUUUUUUUUUUUCAAACAGGAAAAUAGAAAACACGGGGGAAAAAAACAAAUAAAAAAAAUGAUUAAUAAUUAAUUACUCACACACAGACACACACACAAGCACAUGUACACACACACACACAUCCAUUUCUUUGCUCAUGACUCUUGUCUAAAUCAAAAUCGACUGAACAAUUAAUUAAUUACUGCAGAAAUCAAAACAAUUUUUUAAAAAAACGAAACAAACAAACACACUGCAUGGCAAAGUCACGCACACAAAUUGCUUUCCGGGAAUUAUUUGUUCUGCAAGAAAGAAAGAGAAAAAAAAGAGAAAAAAAAGGAGUUUAAGAAAAAAAAAAGAAAAAAAGUUCACAGUAGGAUCUUAGCAACUGCUGUUUUUGUAGAAAACGGUUCAGUCCACCGGGAAUGAGGCUUUGUAGCGAGAAACCAACGCAGCACCUACUAAUCCUGGCGUUUCACCGACUGCUGCAAAAUGGCUCCCAGACCUCCACAUUAACAAUCAGCCUGUGGGUCCCGGGGACCUCGACGCCUGGUCUACCCCAGGCGUGGGCUGUGCUGCAGGGCCCGCGAUCAGGGUGUUCUCCCUCCCUCCCUCCCUCCCUCCCUUCGCAGUUUUAACGGCUGCUCAGCCACCGUAGAGAAGAUAGAUAGACAGAUAGAUCGACAAUGUCGUUAUUCGCUGGAAGUGAAGCGAAGCGAAGCUUCACCUCGGCCCGCGCCAGACACUACCAGACGAUCCCAGAGCAACCCUCAGGGGAACCAGUGCCACUCAGCAACAUCAAUACCAAAAAAAAAAAAAAACUAAAACAAACAAAAAAAAAAACCUGCAGCUUGUAACCGCCCGACAGGGCAAAGGGCAAAGGUCAAAGGUCAGGGCCAUUGAACCAGAGGUGAGGCUUGAAGCAGACGCACUUGUGCUCGUACGCGUCAGCAGCUAGAGGUCUGCCGACCUUGCGGCACUAGUUCUGAGUGUAGAUAGGUUCCUGGAUCAGUCUCGUUCCCCCUCCCCCCCCCCCCCCCACGUAACGGCUGGGGGGGUGGGGGGGUUCAGGUUCAGUCAGCUGGUCCCUGACCACCGGUCACGGGGUGGAAAGCAGCCUUUCGCCUUUCUCUUCUCCGAACAAGACUGAGCCUUCCUCUUUUACAAACAACAAUAACUUCGACGAGCAAUUUCGCUGAGUCUGUAUUUUUUAUUUUAUUUCUAUUUAUUACAUUUUUUUUUUUUUUUUUGGUUUUAAUGAAAUUAUAUUUUUCUCCAAUGUGAAAAAAAAAGUCAUGCCAAACUUUGUUAAGAUUUUGGUGUGGGGGGUGGCGGGGAGGGGAUUUUAUUCGACCAUGUUUACGUACAAUCAAGUUCGGUUUUGUGGCACUUUUAGGGGCGAGGGCAGAGUUGUUUGCGAGCGUUUGUUUGCGUGUUUUUGGGCGCUUGGCUCUGUGAACCAGUGCGUGGAAAAGCGGGCGUGGCGUGUGUCGCGGCGGUGUCGCCGAAUCGCCACGACGACGCGGCGGCAUUCCCUGGAAAGACGGGGCCGUCGGUCGGACGUGUCCGUGUCCGUAGCUCAGGGUCACGCGUGUGGCAGGAGGUUUCUACUGAGCGUGCUCGAGAGAGAGACUGAGGCAGUCGGGCCGGCAGCCACUUCGCGUGGUGAGAACAAUCAGGCCAGCUUUAUUAAUCAGUGCUGUUUGCUUCCGUUCGGUUUUCAGUUUGGUUUUUGUUUUUUUUUCAUUUCAAAUCCACUCGGUUUUCAUUCAUCGGAAAAACCGAUAAACUCAUUACUGGCUGGAUUUGAGAACAGGCCGGCAUCAGAAAUCCAUUCUCACGUGUUUCCCAUCCACAUAUCAAUCAACUCGGUCUGUGUCUUUAAAACAGGAAUCCUCAUCUUGUGGACUGAGUCUAGACGUCUGUGCGCUCCCAAAUCCUUUUCGUUCGUUGGUCAGUUUUUUUGGCUGACGUUGACCAAUGGGGGCACAGCUGGUGGCAGGGGCAUCUUGGUAAUGCACAGUUGUGGGCAGUGUCCCAGAGGAGUGGAGCUAUGUAGAUCAUAACUAAAUGCUGGUCUGUGCACUCACAGUUAUUUUUAAGAACAGCAGUUGGUGAGGUCUUGUCUCCAUGGCCUAAGACAGCCCCAUUUCACUCCAGAGCUCAAAAGUUUUUCAGCUUUUCAUGCUGCAGAAGCUCAGAAGCAGCUUUCUGUUCCCCUUCAACCCUUGGCAACAUUGCUUGUCCUUGCGAAUACAGCGACAGGAUUACGGUUACCCAGAGAUUUAAUCCUAAAUAAAUCGGGAAGACGUACCACUUUCCCUCUCCCAACGAGGCACAUUCCAUGAGAUGCACAUGGUCACAAAUUAUUAAAAUUCUGAGGUUCCUUCUCAAAGAAAAGUUUGGUUGCUAACACUGUACCACAGUGGAUCUGGAACACGCUAUGUGAAAUUGUGUGACCGUCCACUAAAGAAUAAAUUAGCACAUUUUUAAUAGCCAAGAAAAUCUAUAUUUAUGUUUAAAAAAAAGACCAUCACAAUUGAUGAAGAUAGAAAAAUGAACAUAUUUGCUGCUUAGGACUGACCAAAAAUGUACUUAUUGGGCUCUUUAAAUAUUUGAAUGUGAAAUUAAAAAUAAGACGAGUUGAAAUCAACUUGAACAAGUUAAAAAAUAUGUGAAUUUAUCCACAUAAAUUUUGAGGAAUGUAUUUUAGCUUUUGUUGAAAGCGUACUGCGUCUACUGGAAAAUAUAUCGAUAGCUGACACUUUCAUAUGCAUAUUAUCUGACAAAAUGUGAAAUUACGUGUAAAAUUUAUUUAGCAGUGUAUGCAUAAAUUGCCUAAAUUAAACAAUGGAUGUAUCUUCCAAAACACGCCGUAUAUUUUCAACAGUCUAAAUAUAUAUUCCUUUUACUGUCACUGUUUACCCUAAAUUCACGUAUUGUACCUUUUUACGAUGGGGAUAUUGUGUAGUCAAGGCAUAGUGUCCUUGCACCCUCCAAAUAGCCUUGUCUCUGAAUCUUCUGAAAUGGGUUCUGUGUGCACAGCAGUCAUCUGCAGGAAGAUAAAAAUGCAAAUGUAAAAAAAAAAAUCUUCAGGAGUGACCUGCGAAUAAGAGAAACAGAAAUGCACGUUUUCAUCGCCAACAAAAUUCCCCUCCCCCCCCCCCCCAGCCUUCGAGAUGUCUCUUCUGUACACUUGUGUCGAGCUGACGAAGCCAGAGUGGUCUUGUGGUCAGGUCAAUUUAGGGGAAAAUAAAAAUUAAAAAAACGAACCAAACCAAUUAGUACAGAGGGGUAGUCCUGCUGAAUUAAAGGUAGUUGAAGUCUGGUAUACAAAAGUUGAGUACGAGGUGGAUUUAGUUCUUGAAAGGUGUUCUGUUACCUGCACUAUAGGUUAAGAAUUUCACAACGACAACAACAAAAAAUUCAAAAAAAAAAAAAAAAAUUUUAAAUGAGAACAACACAAAACUAUACAGACAUUACCGGUUCACUGCGUCAAAUCCCUUCCUUUGCGGAAAAGAAAAAAUACUACAUGUAACGUAACAGAUUGCUCACGUUAGGGUUUUUUGGCUUGUGGCUCUUUGACAGCUUUGCACAUGGCUCUUAUACUCAAGGAGCACUUACGGGGGGAAAAACAGCAAAAAACCAUUUAGAUUACAUUUAGGGGGAUUUCAUACAGCUGGCCGCAGGUCCUCUGUGACCCGUUCAAAGCUUUGAUGGGUUUAAAAGUGUUGCUCCUGGUGGUCACACGCAUACCAUUUCACUCCAUGGUCUCAACACUCUGUGUGACACUUCUUACUAGUCUAGUCUGGCAGAGCACCUCCUCUGUCAAAUAUCCACUUAACAUGUUCUGGUUCUUCAAGAUGCACUUGUUCCCCCCCCUCACAAUCUAGAACAGACCUGAUAGGACAUUCAUCGUUCUUAGUUGAUUCUGUCUGUCAAGAUUUUUUGGAUGUUCAACGUGAUAAGGAACGGGAGGAAUUUUAGUUACAUCUCAAGGAUUGGGUUUUUUUUUUAAAACACAAAAAAAAGGGAAAUGGGUUAGCUUCUUGAGAUUGACUAACUGGCUGUCAGGUCAAUGACUAGGUUUUGGGGAGGGGGGGGCAGCUGCAUCUUGUCGUGUGUUUGUAUCUGCUGUGUUUGUCCAUGCUCGGUGUUUCAGUAUGUAAAGUCAGGGGUUAACCGAACCUCUUCCCCCCAACUUUCGCCAUCCCCUGACUCCAUCCCUGAUGUUGGCCCAAAAAUGCACAUCAAGCAGUGCAUGCUGGGAGCUUACACCACCUGCCACUGGACUCAGAGGAACACGGACUUUGGGAGUCAGGGGGGGGUGCCCCCAACUUUCAAGCCCCGCCCCUUUCUUCUUCUCUUUCUUUGAUUUCAGCCACUGGUUUUUGCUCUCGUCGUUUGUGUGGGAGUCGUGGUGUUGCUAACGGUUUCACUUGAACAGAGAUAGCGGCGAGACCUGAUCGCCCAAUCACGCGGCUUAGAUCACUUUGCAUUCCAAGAAGUGCUUUUUUUUAUUUGUUGUCCUUCCUUUGCCUGUCAGAGGCCCGGCCACAGGAUUUCGGUUUAGUGAAAAGCAAAGUGCCACCGAAGAGUCUGUUUUCAUUGUUGAAGACGCCAUUACACAUUAGGCAGAACCCUCUCCUUCCCAACCACCACACCUCAACCGCCCCAACCCAACCCCCAACCCCAACCCCAACCCAGCUUCAACCACCACACCUCAACCGCCCCAACCCAACCCCCAACCCCAACCCCAACCCCAACCCAGCUUCAACCACCGCUCGACCUGAAUCUCAACCCAACUCAACAACGCUUCAACCACCACCCAACCCAACCCAGCUUCAUCCCUUCUCGACCCAACCCCCUACCCCAACCCAACUCAACAACACUUCAACCACCACUAAACCUAACCCCCAACCCCAACCCAACCUAGCUUCAACCACUGUUCAACCCUCAACCUCAACCUCAACCCAACCCAACUCAACGACGCUUCAACCACCACCGAACCAAACUCACAACCCCAACCCAGCCCAGCUUCAACCACUCUUCAACCCAACCCCAACCCCAACCCAACUUCAGCCAACACUCGACCCCUCACCCCCCCACCACCGCUUUUUUCUGUCAUUCAUACUCUCACUUCCUUCUAGAUUUUCCUUCUGUUUUAUUUUUUUUGUUUUUAUUUUUUAUUUUUUUGCUGUACAAAGUGUUUAAAGAUAUUAUUUGUAUUAUAUGAUGUUAGUAUGGUAAUGUUCUUUAUUAAGGAAGAAGAAGAAUUUAUUUUUGUUACUGGUCUGUUUCAUAAUUCUUUUUUAAAUUGGUAUUGUAAGAUAUCUAUGCAAGGACUGUUCAGUGGAGCAUUUUUAUUUAAGAAUGUAAUCUGUGUAAUAAAUGGUAGAAUCUC